AUGGGCCGUGUUGAGGUCCAAACCCCACCUACAGCCUCCUGGGGCGGGGUCCCAGAGGAGGGAGGCACGUCAUGUGACUCACUCCAGCCGCAGCCCCCUCGGAAGCCGCCAGGCGGAAGUAGACGUUCAGAUCUGGACUCGGCGGCGCCGACUCCACAUCCGGGAGAGGAGAGGAGAGCGGAAGUGGCGUUGGUCUGGCCGGAGCCCUUGGGUGGAUUUGUUAGGCGUGGAGAGGGAGUGAUGUCUUCCAGGCUCGGUGCAGUACCCGCCACUCCGGAACCCACAUCCUUUAAGCACCAGAGGAGCACGAAGAUCGUGGGAGCUAAGAACAGGACCCAGUGCUCCAUAAAGGAUAAUAGUUUCCAGUACACUAUUCCUCACGAUGACUCCUUAAGUGGCUCGUCGUCUGCUUCUUCAUGUGAGCCAGUGAGUGAUUUUCCAGCAUCCUUCCGAAAGUCUACCUACUGGAUGAAGAUGAGAAGGGUCAAGGCAGCUGCUGCUUCGCGUGUUGAAGGGUCAGGUGGAGUAUCAACCAAAGGAAAAAGGAAACCCAGGCAGGAAGAAGAUGAAGACUAUCGAGAAUUUCCUCAGAAGAAGCAUAAGCUUUAUGGUGAGGGAGUAACUUUGCUAAUUCUUUUCCCUUGGGUAUCUUGGCUUUAUUCUUCAGGGGUAAAAGGGAGAGAGACCUGAGGUUUUGGCCCUUGGAGCACUGCUGAACCCUUUGAUUUUUUGGCGAGGAAUGGCUUUCAUCCUACCUGACUUUUUUGAUUUUUUUCCUGUCAUAACUUUUUUUUUUUUCACAUUUACUCAUUUUUGAGAGACAGAGAGAGACAGAGCACAAAUGGGGGAGGGGCAGA
This is a messenger RNA of Panthera uncia (snow leopard), 857 nucleotides long. RefSeq names its product zinc finger protein 512-like. The transcript is spliced from 5 exons. The record is from RefSeq and is a predicted model, not a curated record. NCBI's taxonomy places the organism in Eukaryota, Metazoa, Chordata, Mammalia, Carnivora, Felidae. Bases 1 to 690 code for a protein of 229 amino acids.